Molecule: messenger RNA, 16770 nt
Organism: Candoia aspera
Lineage: Eukaryota; Metazoa; Chordata; Lepidosauria; Squamata; Candoiidae
Gene: KMT2D
Product: lysine methyltransferase 2D
Exons: 55
Coding region: 10-15483 (5157 amino acids)
Biological process (GO): positive regulation of transcription by RNA polymerase II
Cellular component (GO): MLL3/4 complex; nucleus
Molecular function (GO): histone H3K4 methyltransferase activity; histone binding; transcription coactivator activity
Source: RefSeq, a predicted model, not a curated record
UGAGACAGGAUGGAUGAUCAGAAACCACCUGGUGAGGACAAAUGCUCUGGUACACCAGGUAGGAUUGAGGCAGCAGAUGGAAUUGUGUCCUCAGAAGAGCAGGGCAGCGUGGAAGCUGAUCCUCUGAAGCCGCCAGAAGAGGGCCUUGUGAGAGAAGCAUUGGAUACAGUGGCUGUUAAAGAGGAACUUCUCCAGACCUGCAGCCUCCCACCCAAACGCUGUGCGUUCUGUAACUGCAGCAAGUGGAGCUUGCAUGGGCAGCGAGAACUGCUGCGGUUUGAUCCUGCACCUGGCUGGACAGCAGAUCUUUCUCAGUUGCCAGAAGGGAAGCAGCCUGGCUCUACAGAAGCUGGAAAUGAUGAUCUCACCCUGAUUGGCUUUGCAGACAGUGUGUCAGCACAGGAGGUGUUUGAGCCAACAGGGCACUUCUGGGCUCAUCAUUGGUGUGUGGUGUGGUCAGCUGGAGUUGUACGUGCAGAAGGGUCAUGGCUGAGCCUUGUGAACAAAGCUGUCAUCUCAGGGAUUGCACAGAAAUGUGAACACUGUAACAGGCAGGGUGCUACUAUUCCAUGCCACGCAGAAGGGUGCCAGCGCCACUAUCACUUCCCCUGUGCAGCGGCCAGCGGCUGCUUCCAGUCCAUGAAGAGUUUGAAACUUCUGUGCCCAGAGCAUCUCGAUCAGGCUGUACAGAUGGAGGAUUCGCGCUGCAUGGUAUGCGAUGCCCCAGGGGAACUUCGUGACCUGCUCUUCUGCACUAGCUGUGGCUUGCACUAUCAUGGCACCUGCUUGGAGAUCACGGUAACGCCACGGAAACGCUCGGGCUGGCAGUGUCAUGAAUGCAAGGUUUGCCAAACCUGCAGGCUGUCUGGUGAGGACAGCAGGAUGUUAGUGUGCGAAGCCUGUGAAAAAUGCUACCACACCUACUGCUUGAAACCUGCUAUCGAGAGCCUCCCCACAGACUUCUGGAAGUGCAGAAGCUGCCGUGUUUGUUCUGACUGCGGCUUCCGCCCAUCCUCAUUGGAGUCCAGCAUCCAGUGGUACGAGAACUACUCUCUAUGUGAAGGAUGUCGUGAGCAGCGCUGCAACAAAGCUAACAGUACAGAGGCUGUGCAGCACAGACAGGAGCAUAUUCCCCCAGCAAGGAGCAUCCCCACAACUGACAAGGUGGUUUCCCCCCAACCCCUGGAAGAAGUUGGUGUGGCCAGUCAGGGACAACUAGAAGGUAAUGUCAGCACUGUCAGCAUGCAACAAGAAGAACAAGUGCCGCUGGAGACUGGCCAGCAGCCCCUUGGUGCAGACAGACCUUUAGAACUGUGUGGUGUGGAUCUGGAGGCCGCUAUAGGGCAGGAGCAAAUGGAAGUGGAAACAGCGCUAGAGCCUGAAAAGGCCCCCUCUCCACCACCCCCUCCCCCAGUACCACCAGAUCCAGUGUUUUCUGCUCACCCAGAGGAGUCACCGCUUGGUGCCAAAGAGCAUCCUGCCUUUGAACUGCUGCCCACAGAGCCAGAACCCACAGAGAGUCACAUUGCAUCCGCACUCUUGGCCCAGGAAGCAGAGUCCUCUCCAAGGAGCCCUCUGCUUGGUGUACUCCACCGUGGUUCUUCAGGAAAUGUUGAAGGAGAGCCCAGUGAAGAGCCCAUGGACACGGAGGUGGAAGUGCCAGGCCUUGACAGUCCUGACAAGAAUAGAAUCCAGCCCAACCAAGAGGAGGAGGAGGAGGAGGAGGUGGAAGAAGAGGUAGAGGUAGAGGUGGCAACAGCACCCAAGAUGGAACAUGAACAGGGAUUCUCCCCACAGCUGAGUGAAGAGGAGGCAUUAGACGAAGGGCAUGUCACAGUUGGAUCAGAACCCAGUGAAAUUCACCUCAGCUUUGCCAAUGAAUCUAAGAGUUCUCCUUCCCCAGUGGAGGUGGAAUUGCUGGGCAGAACGUCUCUUCCAGUGGAAGCCUAUGGAUCUGCCAUCCCACUUGAGGGAGGGGCUGUUGGAGAGGAGGAACUAGGACCAGCACCCCCAUCCCCAAGGCCUCACCACUUAGUGAAGUCGGAUAUUGUGAAUGAGAUCUCAAACCUGAGUCAGGGUGACGCCAGUGCCAGCAGUUUUCCAGGCUCAGAGCUCCCAUUUGCCUCCCCGUAUCACGAAGGUGGAGGCUCGCUUUCCCUAGAGAUGGCUGGCUUAACCUCCACAGAUGUCAGUCUGCAGAGGGAAGAUGGAGCCUCUUUGCCCCUGGGCGAAAUGGAUGAUUCCCUGCUAUUUGAUGUAAAAGGCGAAUGUGAGAAGGGACGACGGCGAAGCUCCCCAGCCCGUUCUCGUGUCAAGCAGGGUCGCAGCAGCAGUUUUCCUGGGAGGAGACGGCCUCGGGGAGGGUCUCACACGGGCCGAGGGCGGGGCCGAUCACGUUUGAAAUCCACCACUUCUUCCAUCGAGACACUGGCGCUUGCUGAUAUUGACAGUUCCCCAAGCAAAGAGGAGGAAGAGGAUGAUGAUGACACAAUGCAAAACACAGUGGUGCUCUUCUCCAACACAGACAAAUUUGUGCUAAUGCAGGACAUGUGCGUCGUGUGUGGUAGUUUUGGCCGUGGUGCAGAGGGCCAUCUUCUGGCUUGCUCUCAGUGUUCUCAGUGUUACCAUCCUUAUUGUGUAAACAGCAAGAUUACUAAGGUGAUGCUACUGAAGGGUUGGCGUUGCGUCGAAUGCAUUGUGUGUGAGGUAUGUGGCAAGGCGUCUGACCCCUCCCGUCUUCUGCUCUGCGAUGAUUGUGACAUCAGCUACCACACGUAUUGCCUGGAUCCACCUCUCAACACUGUGCCCAAGGGUGGCUGGAAAUGUAAAUGGUGUGUGUGCUGUAUGCAGUGUGGAGCAGUUUCACCUGGCUUCCACUGUGAAUGGCAGAGCAAUUACACUCACUGUGCUCCCUGUGCCAGCCUUGUCACUUGUCCCAUCUGCCAUGUGAAGUAUGUUGAAGAUGACCUCUUAAUUCAGUGUCAGCAUUGUGAACGGUGGAUGCAUGCUGUAUGUGACCACCUGUUCAGCGAGGAGGAAGUAGAACAGGCAGCAGACGAGGGAUUCGAUUGCACUUCAUGCCAGCCGUAUAUAGUCAAGCCUGUUGUUCCAGUUCCCCUUCCGGAAAUCAUCCCAGUGAAGAUCAAGGAACCAGAGCCCCAGUAUUUUCGCUUUGAAGGUGUUUGGUUAACAGAGACAGGCAUGGCAGUGCUACGUAACUUGUCUCUGUCACCGCUGCACAAGCGUCGGCCGCGCAAGACGACACCAACCACACCAGUGAUGCCACAGCCAGGCAUUCUUAAUGGUGAAGGUGGGCUAGAUUGCAUUGGCCCUCUGGGUGCAGAUUUGAAAAAGGAUGGUGACGUGGAGGCAGAUGAGAUCCUGAAAGCUGAAGUUAGCGUUGAGCACAUGGAGUGUGAGAUCAAAUUAGAAGCCCCACCUACUCCAGACAGAGAAACUACAGCCGAGGCUGAUAUUGGAAAAGGCCUUUUGGAGGACUCUGAGGAGGUCAAGAAGCGGAAGCGGAAGCCCUAUCGCCCAGGUAUUGGAGGUUUCAUGGUGCGACAGCGGAAAUCACACACGCGGUUGAAAAAGGGUUCGGUUCUCUUGGCGGAAGUCUCUCGUGAGCUGACCACUGCGGAAGGGCAACUGGAAGAGGGAGUGCAGCCCAAUCCACCUGCUGAAAACCCCGCUGAGACCUUGGCUGAACAGGGAGUGGUUGAAGCUGACGAAAAGAAGAAACGGCGGGGGCGGAAGAAGAGCAAGCUAGAAGACAUGUUCCCUGCCUAUCUUCAGGAAGCAUUUUUUGGCAAAGCACUCCUAGACCUGAGCAGACAGGCCCUGUUGGCUGCUGGUGGUGUGGGUGGAGAUGGAACUGCCCAUCCUCCUGUCGGCCAGGGAGCUCCCAGGCCCAAGGUGGAUUCCAGCAUGCUCCAAAAAGGGCCUGAGGAUGGGAAGGCAGCUUUAGUUCAGCCCAAAGGGAAUGAAUGUCUUAGCAGCAGGGAAACAGCAGCUCCUGAAAGCAACUUGAAAGCAGCCGAUGCCAAGACCGAGAAUACUGGCACAGAAGAGCAGAUGGUGCCCAAGACCUCUCCAGAACCUACAGGUGCCGAGAACCCAGCCACACCCCUGGGGGAGGGGGUGCUCAGCUCCGACCUUGACAAAAUCCCCACCGAAGAGUUACCGAAGAUGGAGAGCAAGGAUGUUCAGCAGCUCUUUAAAGAUGUCCUGGGUUCUACUGAACGAGAGCAGCAGCUUAACUCUGUUGGGGUAGACGCUGAGGCCAGAGGCAUCCGUGACUCGAACUGCUCACAGCUUGCCCAAAGACCUUUUCUUCAAGGUGGUAGUGCAUCCCUUGGGCCCCUGCAGCCUGCUGUACCCAUGGAGACUUACUCAGGAGUUUGCCAGUCCCCAUUCCUUGAUAACAAGGAGAGGAGUGGCUUCUUCAGCCCUGAGCAGUGUGAACCAGAGAGUCCUUGGGCCAGCAGCUCUGCAGCUUCCACACCAACCACACCCACCACAGAGGGGGAAAGUGAUGGACUCUCAUACAACCAGCGGAGCCUGCAACGUUGGGAGAAGGAUGAGGAACUGGGAGAGCUUUCUACCAUCUCACCUGUUCUUUAUGCCAACAUGAACUUCCCCAGCCUGAAGCAGGAUUACCCAGACUGGUCUAGCCGUUGCAAGCAGAUCAUGAAGCUUUGGCGAAAGGUGCCAGCUCCAGACAAAGCUCCUUAUUUGCAAAAGGCCAAAGAUAACCGGGCAGCCCACCGCAUCAACAAGGUGCAGAAGCAAGCUGAGAGCCAGAUCAGCAAGCAGACCAAAGUGGAGGUGCUACGAAGGCCAGACCGCCCCACACUUCAUCUGCGCAUACCAUCCCAGCAGGGGGUGCUGUCUGGUGCCACACAGCCAUUGCCGCCUCCUUCCUCUGCUGCCUCAGCAUCGGGGCAGCCUCACUACAUCAAUCAUGCUGCAGCUUUGCCAAGUGGGUCAGGCGUUGAGUCGCCCAAUGAGCUCUUCCUCAAGCUUCCUGCUUCUGCCACCAGUGCCCAGCCCCCAGUGCAAGUGCCUUUGCACGAGCCCUAUGGCAUGGCCUCUGCUUGCCCCCCACCAGAUCCAGGUUUCCCUUCCCCCUCCUUGGUGGGCCAGAGUCCUACAGUGCCUGGUGGCUUUGUCUCUUCCUCUUCCGCCUCCUCUGGACAAUCUCCACUCCUACCAAACCCUCGUCCAGCCCCACAAACUGGGGAGUUGCAGCCCACCCCACCUGGAACCCCAAGGCACCAGCCCUCUACCCCGGACCCCUUCCUUAAGCCCCGCUGCCCCAGUGGAUCCUUGGAAAACUUGUCUGUGCCUGGAAGCCCUCAGCGAGCGGCACUUAUGCUUUCCCCGCCACCCUUUGGGGAGCAGCAGAAGAAAGGAUUGGAGGUCAAGAAGGAGGACACCGGUCCAGCGAUCAGCUCUCCUAGUUACAGCUCCAGCUAUAGCAACUCCCCUUCCAGCACUCACCCCUCCAGUGAAAUGAAGGCCCCUGAUGUUUUUAAAGCCCCACUCACCCCACGCCAGUCCCAGGUGGAGCCGCAAAGCCCAGGCUUAGGGCAUCGGCCCCCAGAUCCUCACCCUCUGGCUGCUUCCCCACCCAGCCAGGCUGACCUCUACAGGCAGUCGCCUUACCCAGAUCCCUAUGCCCAGCCCCCGCUGACCCCAAGGCCUCAGCCUGCACCCCCACCCCCAGAGGCCUGCUGCGUUUUGCCUCCUCGCUCACUGCCUUCUGACCCCUUCUCACGUAUACCUGCCAGCCCACAGUCUCAGUCCAGCUCCCAGUCCCCUCUCACUCCCCGCCCGCUCUCCAAUGAAGCAUUCUGCCAGUCUCCUGUCACUCCUCGCUUUCAGUCCCCUGACCCCUACUCCCGACCUCCCUCCCGGCCCCAGUCCCGGGACCCCUUUGCCCCACUGCACAAGCCCCCUCGAGCUCAAAUUCCAGAUGCUGGCUUCAAGCCGAUGCCUGUCUCCCACAACACCCUGUCAGUUGGGAGUUUCUCAACAGGGCCACCCUCCUCUGAGUCCCACCCAAAGGCCAGCCAGCAGUCUCCAUUUAUUCGCUCCCCUGGCGCCAGUGUCUUUCCCGGUGCUCAGCCGCAGAUGCGGUUCACCUUCCCUCCCAAUGAGCCAGUCAAGAGUUCUCCUUCCCAAGGGGUCAACAGCCAUUUUGCUCCUGGCAAACCACAAAGCACAAGCUAUGUUUCUUCACCGGGCUUCCACCAGGCUGGGAGCCCCCUGGGCCCAAGCAAGAAUACCCCAGACUCCUACACGGUCUCCCCACUGCGACCUCCGUCGGUGCUGCCCCAGCAGCCACCUUCACAGCAAGAUGGUGCUUUGUCCUUCCUGCCACGAGGAGGCGUGCCCUCAAAUGACAAGAGGGAGGAGGGGACAAUAGGACCCCCCAGUAGGGAGCUGCAAGAACUGACAGCUGGCCAGGAGGGGGCCAUUGGCAGCAGCACCACCCAGACGGAGAUGGAAAAACAGCGCCAACGCCAGAGGCUCCGGGAGUUGCUUAUCCGUCAGCAGAUCCAGAGGAAUAACCUGAGGCAAGAAAAAGAGAGUGCAGCAGCUGCAGCCACCAGCGUUCAGGCCUCCUGGAAUGCCGAGAGUGCUGGGCCAGCCUUUGAGCAGAUCAAUCGCAGCAUGACUCCUUACCCAUCACCACAGGACAAGGGACUAUUUGGCAGCCUGGGGAGCACCCCAGGAGGCAGCAAACUGCCCAGUGGUGUCAUGGUACAGGCGCCUUACAUGCAGGAUGAACGACUGGCCCGGCCACCUCCAGCAGCAACACCCUCUGCCAUGGAUAUCAAUGGCAGGCCAUCAGUGACAGCAGCUGCACAGCCAUUUUAUGCCCGCAGUGUCUUCCAAACUCCACCUGCACAGCAGCAGAUAUGGCAGCAGCAGCAACAAGCAGCAUCCAUGCGUCUCCCAAUUUCUUCACGCUUCCCACAGCCCCCCACCCAAGACGUAGGUCGCCAGACUUUGGGAGGCCUGGUUCCACGCCUGCCUGGUCCCAGUGAACAGUUUCAGACUUCAUCUGGCCCACUGGGAGCCCAGUUCAUUGAGUUACGGCACAACAUCCCAAAGGGAGUGCUAGGAAGUGGAGCUGGCCCUCCCUUUGUUCAACAGAAUCUACAGGCUCGACCCAGAUUCUUCUUGCCUGGAAAUGACAACACCAAUCAGGCUUUGAAAGCUUCCAUUAUGCCUGUGCAGGCCCCUGUCCUGGGAAGCCAAGGAAUACAAACACAGAAGAUCCCUAUUUCAUCCUCCCUUCAGGGUUCAGAGAUGAGCAAUAAUCAUCACUCUCAUGCCAAGGCCAUUCCCCAGUUGAUAUUGCCUCCUGGCAAUAUGGAGGUGCGACAUAUCCCAGCCCGAACACCCUCUUCAUCUGUCCCUAAAGAUGUUCCCCUCACCUCAACCAACAUUGACGCUACCCCAGCCACUGGCAAGAAUCAGCUAGGUCUGGUGAGUAGGCCAUUAGCUUGCGAGGUCCCAGUGGAACCGGAUUUAGAUGAUGAGUUUGAUUCUCACAAGGACCUUGUUGAAGAUGAUGAUGACUUGGCCAACUUAAGCCUUGAUCCAGAUGUUGCCAAGGGUGAUGAUGAUCUUGACAACCUGGAUAACCUGGAAACCAAUGACCCACACCUUGAUGAUCUAUUAAAUGGUGAUGAGUUUGACUUGCUAGCAUAUACAGACCCAGAACUGGACACUGGAGAUAAGAAGGAUAUCUUCAAUGAGCAUCUGCGGUUGGUGGAAUCUGCGAACGAAAAGGCUGAACGUGAGGAUCGGCUAAAAAAAGAGCCCUCUGUAGGUCCCUACCUCAAAGAUGCUCCUUCUGCUGGUGCUGGCAAGCCAGGUGAACAGAAGGCACCAUUAAUGCCCAGAGAUGAUGUUCCCAAAGUGAAAGAGGGGCUUGGUCUUCUCCAAGUUCCCUCUUCAUCUUCUGCAAGGGUGUCUCCACCACCCCUCCUUGCAACCUUCAAGGCCCAAAGUGACAUGCUGGACAGCAAGAUGGCUAGCCUGCCAGCUGAUAUCAAACCCAAGCUAGAGGAAGGCUGUUUAAAGCCCUCAGCCUGCCAGUUUAAUACUAGCACUGCAGAGAAACUUCCUGUCAAAUCUGAAGGUACAGAGAAAAUGAUUGCUACCUUAGGAGUAAACAUCAAAGCCAGCCAAAAUCUCAUGAGUCCUGGUGGAGUGCAACUUGGCAUGACUCAGUUCCACAGCAACAAUCACACUUCCAUGUCAGAUAAGGUCCUCUACAGCACCCAAACCCGUCCAUCACUUAUUCCUGUCUCAAUGCCCAACAACACUAAUCCUAUCCUGCAAAAGUUUGAGUUAGAUGGAGGGCCCUUGGGUCUGACUAGUAGUCAGCAGCAUUCUCCAGCUGAUGAACUAGACAAAAUGGAAAGCUCCUUGGUGGCCAGUGAGCUCCCUCUCCUAAUUGAAGAUCUGCUGGAACAUGAAAAGAAGGAACUGCAGAAGAAGCAGCAGAUGUCUGCCCAAAUACCCGGGAGCUCCCAGCACCUCCAGUCCCACACUGUGUUAGCACAUUCUGCUCCCCCUUCCCAACCUCAUGAUGGGCAGCUAGUAGGCCCUCAGCAACAGCUUCAGUUGAGCCUUGUGGCCAGACCACAGGGCAUGGUGGGCAACCAGCAACUGAUGCAGCAGCAGCAACAACGUCUGGCUGGUCCCCAGCAAAACCAAGGGCUAGCAGCACACCUGGGAGUACCUCAGAACCAGACUCACAUGCUUACCCCUCAGCAUGGCAUACAGGCAACUCAUAGCCAACAGAGCCAACAGCAGGUCUUAGCCCAGAAGAAUAUGCAAGGUGUCCAGCAGCAGCAGAUGAUGGGACUUAAGCCCCAGCAGAUUGUGAUGCAGCAGCAGCAGCAGCAGCAGCAGCAGCAGCAGCUGGCUAACAGCUUCUUCCCUGAUACAGAUCUAGAUAAAUUUGCUACUGAGGACAUAAUGGAUCCCAUUGCCAAAGCCAAGAUGGUGGCUCUAAAGGGUAUCAAGAAGGUCAUGGCACAAGGCAGCAUUGGGGUUGCUCCAGGCAUGAAUAGGCAACAAGUCUCCUUGCUGGCUCAGAGGUUAUCUGGAGCCUCGUCUUCAUCUGAAAUGACAAACCACAUUUUACCGAUACCUGGAGGACAGGAGCGGAACAGUGAUCCAGCACAGGCUCGUCCAAACCCUCCAACUUUUGCUCAAGGCGUCAUCAAUGAGGCUGAUCAGCGUCAGUAUGAAGAGUGGCUUUUCCACACCCAGCAGCUUCUCCAGAUGCAGCUAAAGGUGCUGGAGGAGCAAAUCGGGGUGCACCGCAAGUCCCGCAAGGCACUGUGUGCCAAGCAGCGGACAGCUAAAAAGGCUGGCCGUGAGUUCCCUGAGGCUGAUGCUGAGAAGCUCAAGCUAGUAACUGAGCAACAAAGCAAGAUCCAAAAGCAGCUGGAUCAGGUCCGGAAACAGCAGAAGGAGCACACCAACCUCAUGGCCGAAUACCGCAACAAGCAGCAGCAGCACCAGCAGCAGACCUCCACCGUCAUGGCCCUCAGCCCCUCCCAAAGCCCUCGCCUCAUGACCAAGCUCCCUGGCCAGCUGCUUUCUGCUCACGGCCUCCCGCAGGGGACACAGGGCCUGCCAGGUCAGGCAGGGGGCCUGCGCCUCCCACAGGCUGCGCCCCUGGCGGUGCAGCAGGGCCUGCCGUUCAUGAGCCAGCAGCAGCCGCCAUUGCCACCGCCAUCUGGGCCCACCACUGCCAGUAGUUUCUUUCCUGGCAGUCGCCUGUUACAGGAGAGACAGCUGCAGCAGCAGCAGCAGCACAGGUUGCAGCUGGCCCAGAAGCUACAGCAGCAGAACCUCUUGGGACAAAUGACCAUGCAGCAGCAGCAGCAGCAGCAAGGCCUGAUGGGACAGGUGUCUGUGCAGCAGCAGCAGCAGCAGCAACCACAAAGCACAAUAAGCCAGUCUGGUUUGAUGGGUCAGCCGCCGCCACCGCCACCCACGCCACAGCCAAACCAGAACCUGCUGCCUAAGCAACAAGGGCUGCUGAACAGCCAGCCAGGAGCUGUGGUCCAGCAACUCUCUCCGCAGCAGCAGCAGCAGCAGCAAGUUAUACUAGGGCACUCCAUGCUGCAGCAGCAUCAGGGUGUGUUAGGCCAUCAGGCUGCCCAGAGGCCAAUGCUACUGACUCCUCAGCAACAUCGGGCCCUGGGUUGUCCCCAGCAGCUGGCCCAGCAGACUCAAGGGAUGAUGGGGCAUCGGCUUCUUUUGUCUCCUCAGCAGCAGCAGCCGCCGCCGCCGCCGCCACCACAUCAGGCAGGGCUCCUUGGCCAGCAGAGGAAUUUGCUGGGCCAGCAGCAGCAGCAGCAGCAGCAGCAGAAUUCUAUAGCCCAGCACCAGGCACUCCUCAGCCAGGGACAGGACACACAGCCAGGAAUGUUGGGCCAGGCCACUCAACCAGGUGCCCUGAGCCAAGGGCAGGGAAUAGCUGCCGAGCCUAUCCAGCACUUUGCGCAGCAUGGGUCUCUGAACCAGCCGCUGCACUCAAGUCAGGGAAUGCAGUCAGCCCUGCCAGCACAGCAGCAGCAGCAGCAGCAGGGCUUGGCUGUGAAAGAACAGCAGGGAGGGCCAGAAGGCCCCAGUGUGCUUCCCCAGGAGGGAGCAGGUGGUGUACUGCAGCAGCAACUUCGGCCCCAUUUAGGAGGUCAGGAGCUGGGAGGGCAGAUGAAUGCCCCUGAGCAGCAAGGGAUGCCCAGCCACGGAGCCCCUCUGCAAGAGCAGUCCUCUCAGCUGAUGCUCCAGCAGCAUGGGGAGCCCCAGAAGCAGCCAGCUGAUACGGGCCAAGCACAGCAGCUUCUCCUGGACUCUCAACAGCAGAGCCUGUUGGGCCCUCUGCAGCUACAGAUGCAGCAACAGCAGCAAAACAGUAACCUACAGCAGCAAAGCAACCACCUGCAGCAGCCCCUGCGGGCCCACCCAGCUAUGGAUGGUGUCCUGCAGCAAGAGGUGUCUCCCCAGCAACAACACCACCACCAUCAGCAGCAGCAGCACCGAGAUACCACUCAGCCUCCCCACUUGCUCAACCAGCAAAUGGAGCAGCAAAGCCAAGGGCAGAAUGCAAUGGCCCCGCAGCAAAGGAUUGUGGGCCAAAACCUGGAACAAGCUUCCAAAGGCUUAUCAGGCCAGCUUGCUCUCCAGCAGCAGCAGCAGCAGCGCCUUCAAAGCCCAGCUGGAACUUCCAAAACACCUGGGCUGACGAUGUCGUUGCAGCAGCAGCAGCAGCAGCAGCAAGGCAUGAUAGUCCCACAGCCAUCACCCCAAGGCCAAAACAUCCUGGCCAGCCCUGUAAUGGGUCAGAUCCGGGCUCAGCUUCAGGGAGUCAUCUCUAAAAAUCCACAGUUCCGGAACCUCACUCCUCAGCAGCAACAGCAGUUGCAGGCUCUGCUGAUGCAGCGGCAUCAGCAGAACUUGCUGCAGCAGAACCAAGCGUUGCGGCAAGCCAGCCCUUAUCCGGUGCAGGCACAAGUAUCGCUUGACCAGGGCCGGCCAGCUGCUCCACAGCUUCCCCUUCCCAGCAACGUGGGACAGCAGAUCCCAAGGCAGCCCCCUCUUGCUGUAUUCCAGAUUCGUCCAGAGCAGGGGUUUGCUGUGUCCGCCGAGCAGCAGAAGGUCCCAGUGAACCAGCAGGUUGCCAGCAGUCCUCACCAGCAGGGGGCACCAAGGCUUCCUGCUCCCUUGAGCGUUGCUGGCAUGGUCUCUCUACCACAGCAUCAGCCUGGCCUGUCAGAGCCAAAGAGACCAUCCCCUUUGCUCCUGGCUAAAAGCCCCGAACAGCAGCCAACCCCCAGCCAGAAACACCAGCCCACCACUCCCAGUCCCCUAUUCUCCCCUGACCCAGCGUCUUUCAUUGCAAACACAAAGGAAACAGCUCUUGGUCCUGGUAGCCUCAGAGACUUAGAGCGCCCCACCAAAGUGCCCACAGAGCCAGUAGCAGUCAAGGGGCAGGCGGGGAAGCUAGCUUCCUUAGUCGCAGGAAGAGUUUUGCCCCUAUCAGGAGACCCUCCCCUUGUUUGUAUCAAACAGGAACCCAAGGAAGAAGUGGCGCAGUGUGCGCUGAUGAGUGGUCCCCAGCCAGUCAAGCGGGAAGCAACUGGGGAACCUGUGCCACAAGGAGCUGCUGUUGCCACUGCUGUUGUGUCCACUAACAGUAACAGCCUCACCCGCACUGAAGCUGGCCACCUCUUGCUGCAGAAGUUGCUGCGAGCCAAGAAUGUGACACUGGGGACUCAGCGCUCGGGUGACGUCAACGGACACAUGGAUGGCAAAUUUGCUGGGACAGAGGGCCGAUUGCAGAUGGUGCCAGACAUACGAGAGGAUGCACUCUCAGCAAAAAAACCUCCCCCACCAAAGCCAAAGCGAUCCCAGAAAGCUGGGGAGCGACUUGUCAAUUCCCGCAAGAAACUGCGCAAGGAGGAUGGAGUGAAGUCCAAUGAAGCCCUAAUGAAACAGCUAAAGCAGGAACUCUCCUUGCUGCCUCUGAUGGAACCAGUUAUCACAGCCAAUUUCAAUCUCUUUCCCCCCUUUGGAAGCAGCCCAAUCAAUGGCAAGAGCCAGCUGAAAGGCUCAUUUGGUAAUGCCGCCUUGGACAGCAUUCCGGAUUACUACUCACAGCUGCUCACCAAAAACAACUUGAGCAACCCUCCAACACCACCUUCCUCACUGCCCCCCACACCCCCACCCUCUGUGCAGCAGAAGCUGGUGAAUGGCGUUCUGUCUUCUGAGGAGCUGACCGGGCAGUCCAAAGAGCCAGACCUACCCCAUGAGCCUGAAGGGCAGAAGGAUGCUCUCCCUGUGGAAGUGAAAAGCUUAGAUCUCCUUGCAGCUCUGCCUACCCCACCACACAACCAGACUGAGGACGUCAGGAUGGAGAGUGAUGAGGAAAGUGACUCCCCUGAUACCAUUGUCCCAGCAUCAUCCCCAGAGAGUGUCUUGGGAGAAGAGAUACCACGCUUUCCAUUGCUGGUUGGAGCCAAGUCUGAAGUGGAGGAGUGCCCCAUGUCCCCUGUCAUACCCAUAAUUCCAAAGGCCAGCAUCCCAGCUUUCCCAGAUUCCAAGCCCUAUGGGACUGUAGAGCCAGUGGGGAAGGAGACACCAGGCACUUCCUGGGACAGAGCCAAAGGGAGUGAGGUCUCCGUCAUGCUCACUGUAUCUGCAGCUGCUGCCAAGAAUCUGAAUGGUGUCAUGGUGGCAGUGGCUGAGCUGUUGAGCAUGAAGAUUCCCAGUUCUUAUGAAGUGUUGUUUCCAGAGCGAAGUGUAACCAGUGAACCCAGAAAAGGUGAAACUGAUGCACAGAGCAAAGAGAAGCCAGUAGUUCCAAAGGGCCAAGAAGGUGGACCAGAGUGGCUGAAGCAGUUUGAUGCCAUGUUGCCUGGUUACAGUCUCAAGAAUGAGCUGGACAUCUUAACUUUGCUCAAACAGGAGAGUCCAGUUCCAGAAAAAGCUGCUCAACACUGCUACAUCAACAAUGUUGCCAAUCUGGAUGUCCGGCAGCUCUUGACGCUUCCUGAAGAGCCAUCUCCUCCUCUGUCCCCUUUUGCACCCUCUCCACCAAGCCCACCCAAAGCUCCUGAGCCACUCCCUGAGCCUGAAGCACCACCUCCACCUGUGACAUCUCCUCCACCAUCAUCUCCAAAGGAGGAAGCUCCUCAGUCUUCACCGAAAGCCAAGCCUCGCUCCAGGCCCCUGGAAGACAAUGAGGAGAGCAAGCCAAGGCUAAAAAAAUGGAAAGGGGUGCGAUGGAAACGACUACGUUUCCUCAUUACCAUUCAGAAGGGUGGUACCAAACGUGAUGGGGAUAGAGAAAUUGCGGAGUUCAUUGAGCGCUUGGCCACCACGCUUCGGCCUGAGAAAGUGCCACGUGAUUUACGGAAGUGCUGCUUUUGCCAUGAGGAAGGCGAUGGGGCCACAGAUGGUCCAGCCCGCCUCCUUAAUCUUGACCUGGACUUAUGGGUGCAUCUCAACUGUGCACUCUGGUCCACGGAGGUUUACGAGACUCAGGGUGGGGCCCUCAUUAAUGUGGAAGUAGCACUGCACCGGGGCCUGCUCACCAAAUGCUCACUUUGCCAGAAGACUGGUGCCACUAACAGCUGCAACCGUAUCCGCUGCCCCAAUGUCUAUCACUUUGCUUGUGCUAUCCGUGCCAAGUGUAUGUUCUUUAAAGACAAGACGAUGCUGUGCCCGCUGCACAAGCUCAAGGGCCCCUGUGACCAGGAGCUCAGCAACUUUACUGUCUUCCGACGGGUUUACAUCGAGCGGGAUGAGGUCAAGCAGAUUGCCAGUAUCAUCCAGCGCGGGGAGCGCCUCCACAUGUUCCGAGUGGGAGGCCUGGUCUUCCAUGCCAUAGGGCAGCUCUUACCCCACCAAAUGGCAGACUUUCACAGUGCCACAGCACUCUAUCCUGUGGGCUAUGAGGCCACCCGCAUCUAUUGGAGUUUGCGGACCAACAACCGGCGUUGCUGCUAUCGUUGUACCAUUUGCGAGAACAAUGGCCGGCCAGAGUUUGUGGUUCAAGUGAUGGAACAUGGUUUGGAGGAUUUGGUCUUCACGGAUUCCUCGCCACAGGCUGUCUGGAACCGCAUCAUCGAACCAGUGGCUAUGAUGCGCAAGGAAGCUGACAUGCUGCGACUUUUCCCGGAAUAUCUCAAGGGAGAAGAGCUCUUUGGCUUGACAGUGCAUGCUGUUCUACGCAUUGCAGAGUCUCUGCCUGGUGUAGAGAGCUGCCAGAAUUACCUGUUUCGCUAUGGACGCCAUCCACUCAUGGAACUGCCACUCAUGAUCAAUCCCACUGGCUGUGCCCGAUCGGAACCCAAAAUCCUUACACACUAUAAACGGCCCCACACUCUGAACAGCACCAGCAUGUCCAAAGCUUACCAGAGUACAUUCACAGGUGAAACAAACACACCUUAUAGCAAGCAGUUUGUGCACUCCAAGUCCUCCCAGUACCGCCGUCUCAAGACAGAAUGGAAGAACAAUGUGUACCUGGCCCGCUCCCGCAUCCAGGGGCUCGGGCUUUAUGCUGCCAAGGAUCUUGAGAAGCACACAAUGGUUAUUGAAUACAUUGGCACCAUCAUCCGCAACGAGGUUGCUAACAGGCGGGAGAAGAUCUACGAGGAGCAGAACCGAGGCAUCUACAUGUUCCGUAUCAAUAAUGAGCAUGUCAUUGAUGCCACCCUGACAGGUGGCCCUGCCAGGUACAUUAAUCAUUCCUGUGCACCGAAUUGUGUGGCUGAGGUGGUGACUUUUGACAAGGAGGACAAGAUAAUAAUAAUCUCAAGUCGCCGAAUACCUAAAGGAGAGGAGCUGACGUAUGACUACCAAUUUGACUUUGAAGAUGAUCAGCACAAAAUCCCGUGCCAUUGUGGAGCCUGGAACUGCAGGAAGUGGAUGAACUAGCCCCAAGAGGCUCUUUGACAAGGCAGAGGCCACCCCUGAUUUCCUGGCACAAACGGUGCCAUGUGCUCGGUGAGAGAGGCUUUUUCUGCCAGCUCUCCCAACCAGCCAGUGUGGCCGAAAGUCACCCAGGGAAAGCAUGAUUGGACCUUGCCAUCCCAACAUGCUCGUGGGGUAGCCAGGACUCAGAUUUAAAGGGGGCAAUGUCAGCCUACCUACCUGCCCCUGUAAGCCAAUAUUGGUGGAGGUUUAUAUCAAGUUGGUUCUUUUGGCAGUUGGGUCCAGUUGCCUCCUGCUUCUUGAUGAGGCAACCAACUUUUCCCCCAACAAAAGGCAACAGCCGCUAGCAACUCCAUCUGGGGUGGGAAACCGAUAAACUGGAACUCAGGGUUUUCUUUUUAGUAUUUUUCUUUUGUGGCCGAAAUGGGGAUCCUUCUACCCCUGUGCACCUGUAAAUAAUGGACUAUCAGAAAUAUACGGGGUGGGGGGAGAGACUGGGGCAUUCUGUCUAGCAGAGCUGGGGAAAGAGGGCUGCAGCAUGGCUAUUGAAUCCCCAGGGAAGAAUUUGUAGGGUUUUUUUCCCCUUUGUGUGUGCGUGUGUUGGGUGCAAGAAGAAUUAAAAAAAAAAACCCUAAUCUCUAUUGCUUGCUAAUCUACCAAGGUAACAAGAGACUUCAAAGAGACUUGUUUUAGCUUGACAAUCCACCUUCCAGAGCACCUCCCUCUGGAUUUUGUUUAAUUUAGGUGUUGGAUUUAAAAUGUGUGUGAGUGUGGGUGUAUAUAUGUGUGCUUUUUGGAAAAAGUCUGUUUCCUAGAGAAAGCAGGCACUGCCUUGCAGAAAUUGGAAACAGAACUCCCCUGUCUCUAGCCCCCCCCCCCCCAUCUUCCAUGUGCGAGGAGCAUCUGCACUUGAACCUACCUCAUUUAAAGCAUUAGAUUUUGGUGUCUUUGUUUUAUUUUUCUCUCUCUCUAAUGUGAGCCCCUCGCUGUGCUACCCUUCUUUCUAAGCCCUCUUCCCUGAACAUGGAGAGCCACAGUUGCCCUGUCACACGUGGGAAACUAUUAUGAGGUGAGGUGAGAAAUGUCUUCUUCUGGACUUGUCCUUUGCCUUUUUUCCUUUUCUCUCCCCAGUCUCCCUGCAACCCCAGGAAGCAUUCAGUCUCCUAGGACUCUUUUGAGGCUGAACUGCAGAGCUCUGGGAAUCCCCAUCCAUUAACGGAAGAGCCGAAUGCACUGCCAAGUAUGAGGUGGUUUGAACAUGCCAGUGCAUCACCAGGGGAGAGAACUCCA